Triticum dicoccoides is the source of this 1064-nucleotide messenger RNA. RefSeq lists its product as uncharacterized. NCBI's taxonomy places the organism in Eukaryota, Viridiplantae, Streptophyta, Magnoliopsida, Poales, Poaceae. The record is from RefSeq and is a predicted model, not a curated record. The coding region runs from base 1 to 966 and encodes 321 amino acids. The transcript is spliced from 4 exons.
AUGCGGCGCCGCCCGAUCGAUUCGUGCCACUCGAUCUCCGGCUGCUCGACGGCUGAGACGCCGUCCCAGCCGCAGAAGUACUUCCCGCUGGACCACACAGCACGGAGGAUGCCAGCGACGGUGAGGUUCCCGAACAAUGCGGACCACCUCUCCUCCAUCCGUCUCGUCUGGGUGGCGGGGCUGGUGGUGCGCGCCCUGGAGCUGUGCAAGUUUCUGGAUCGCGCCAGGGAGCUUCAAGAAGCUGUCGACGUUCUUGCUGGCGCGGACCUGCAGACCAUGGCGAACGCCGCGGGCUUGGUGAGCAGCGCCGCCGCCAGGGCGGCUUUGGAGGCAUAUUUGCAAGGGGUGGAUCUUGUAGUGACUUGUCGGAAUCUGGAGGUGGCAGCACGCGAGCUGAGCUUGGCGGUGGCGGCGGCGGCGGCCGACUCACAGGGCAGAGAUGAGAGCAGAUGCAAAUGGAUCCUGUGGCUGAAGAAGGACAGGAGGAAUGCAGAUGUGGUCGACGACGGCCGCCUAGGGCAAGCGCUUCUUCACCAUAAGGCCUGGCCGGUGUCGAACUCGCUCUCCACUGCGUCAAGACCGGAGGAGAACCUGGCAGAGUUCCUGAGCUACGCGCUGUUUGGAUCCUUGACCUUACUGCCCUACUUGGACCCCGCGGGACCGGUGAUGAAGACGCUGUCCAAGACCGGCAAGCUGAUCUUCCAUGUCGCCUUCUCUGUGGUUUGGGCCGCGGUUGGUCUAGCUGUCGCUUGCAGGCAGUGCCGCGGUUCUGCGCUCAUGCUCCGUUUUGCUGAUGUUGCCAGCCACAUUGGCAUGGCUGGCAUUACUGCCCUUGUGAUUUGGUACAGCCACGUCCUGAUAGCACCGGAUGCUCCUGUGACUUCCUACAUCAUCUUGGGCUUCGCUUGCAUUCUGCAGAUCAUUGCUUGGGCCUGGGAUCGCAAAUGGAUCGGAGGCGCAGCGUAGUGUGUAGUCUUGGUUCAUGUCGAUCGACUCGUUAACUGUGGAAUAGGCAACUUAUGGCAGAUAACUGAACAUAUGACCAUUGUUAAAACAGUUUUCAG